AUGGUGAUCAGCAAUAAUUUGACCCAUCUGCCAACGGAUAAUCAUAAUCUUUCUAUAACAUCAUGUAGAUCUUCAACCUAUAAGAUCUACCUUGAUUACAUUCGAGGUUUACCUAUCAAUGAUUCACCUGAAAUAUUCGGAUUACAUGAAAACGCUAACAUAACAUUUGCCCAAAACGAAACAUUCGCUCUCCUGGGCUACUUAUUAUUGCUACAACCAAAAAGUUCAACUACUUCUGGAAGUGGGAAACAACGUGAAGAGAUUGUUGAAGAGAUAAGUCGUUCACUUUUAACUACAUGUCCGCGACCGUUUGAUCUACCUAAUGUAGUCCACAAAUAUCCAGUUAUGUACGAACAGUCUAUGAAUACAGUGUUAACACAAGAGGUCAUCAGAUACAAUAAUUUGCUAUCAACCAUAGAAAGAACACUGAAUGAUCUGUUGAAAGCACUUAAAGGUUUUGUAGUAAUGUCAGCCAACUUAGAAGAUAUGGCUAGAUCAUUAUUCGACAAUCGUGUACCAAUUAUGUGGGCAAAUAAAGCCUAUCCAAGUUUGAAACCACUAGCUAGUUGGAUUGAAGACUUAGUAAUACGAGUUAAAUUUAUACGAGAAUGGAUUGACAUUGGUGUGCCCAGUGUAUUCUGGAUAAGUGGAUUCUUUUUUCCGCAAGCUUUUCUAACUGGCACAUUACAGAACUAUGCAAGAAAAAAGACAAUAUCAGUAGAUACCAUCUCAUUCGAUUUUAAAGUCAUGAAGGAGGCUAUCAAGAGUUGAAUGAAUCACCCACAGAUGGAAGCUACAUUCGUGGUCUAUUUUUAGAAGGUGCUGGAUGGGAUCCUAAAAGCCAUAUACUUUGUGAAUCUAAACCAAAAGAACUGUUUGUCAAUAUGCCAGUUAUUUGGCUUAUACCAACAGCUAAUCGUAAACCUCCAAGUCAGGGGAUUUACGAAUGUCCAGUUUACAAAACUCUUACUCGUGCUGGUACUCUGUCUACUACUGGUCAUUCAACUAAUUUUGUAUUUUCAGUCGAAGUUCCGACUGAUCAACAACAAAAACACUGGGUUCAACGAGGUGUAGCCUUAUUAUGCGCUCUGAAUUACUAAAGCUACACACACACACAUAUAUAUAUACACAUACACACGAGCAACCCGAUCAACAUGUCCCACACAUAUGGUUAAUACGUGUUCCGUAAAUAUCCCUUUCUAGCAAUCAUUAUGUUACUAUCAAGGGAUGUAUAGACAAAAAAUGUUUCAUCUAUCGUAACCUAUGGAGAAGUUGAAUAUGUUUGAAUGCCUAUAAAUAUACACGCAGGAGUGCAUAGAUGCAAAUGCAACACAUUAGGAAUUUAAUAUAGUAACUUAUUCCAUAUAAUAACAUUCAAGAAUAAAUUUCAAAAACCUAAUGAGAAAUGUUAGUUAAUGUGGAACAAAACUGUCUAAAGAAGCAAAUAUGCAAUGAAUUCAAAUUUAAGCAUAAUUUGUAGAUAAUUCUUAAAAAACAACACGUAUAUGUAACAAAUAAAAGUCCGG
Molecule: messenger RNA, 1526 nt
Organism: Heterobilharzia americana
Lineage: Eukaryota; Metazoa; Platyhelminthes; Trematoda; Strigeidida; Schistosomatidae
Source: the annotation of a GenBank genome assembly